Messenger RNA from Nyctereutes procyonoides (raccoon dog), 968 nucleotides. RefSeq names its product V-set and transmembrane domain-containing protein 1-like. The coding region runs from base 92 to 640 and encodes 182 amino acids. Gene Ontology annotation, cellular component: plasma membrane. The transcript has 7 exons. Lineage: Eukaryota; Metazoa; Chordata; Mammalia; Carnivora; Canidae. The record is from RefSeq and is a predicted model, not a curated record.
GGGCAGGAGGGAGCCUCGAUGGCCCAGUCCCCCUUCUUCCUUUGAACAAUAAAACUGAAGACGGGAUCUUGUUCUGGGUGGAAGGGACACUAUGCUCACAGAAUUCCUGUCCCUGCUUUGCCUUGGGCUUUCCCUGGGCUUUGAAGACGAGAAAAAGAAUGAAAUGUUUCCCAAACCCACGCUCAGUGCCUUGCCCAGCAACAUGGUUGAACACAGAGGCAACGUGAGCCUCAGGUGCCAGUCUCACUUCCAGAAUGUGACAUUCAUGCUGGGGAAGCUGCAGGACUCUGGGUACAGGAAGGAGCAGAGAUCCACAGGACAUGAGGCUGAAUUCCUCCUCACUCACCUGGAGCCGAAGGAUGCUGGGAUGUACUUUUGUGCCUACAAGACAAUGGUCUCCCAGGAGUGGUCAGAGGAGAGUGAACACCUGUGGCUGCAGGUCAAAGAUAACAACGAUGGACGUGGAGCUCCUGCAGCAAAAAAAUCCACCAGAUUCAUCUUUGCUGCUACGUUCACCUGCCUUUCCAUUUUGCUCCUCUUCCUCUCCAUCUUCUUCAUCAACAUAUGCACCCAGCAUGGUUCAUCACAUGAAGAAUCCACCAAAAGACUGAAAGACCCCCCAGGGAGUGAGCCAUGCUGAUCUAAACCCCAAGGCACCACCUAAGGCAGCUUCUGUGCCCCACCGAGGAGUCCCCAGGAUCUUGUGAAUGUGCAGUGCGGCAGGUGAAGGAAGAACAGCCAGACCCCUGGAGAAGGAGAACAUGGGUUAACAUGCUGGAGAUGACUGGACACAUGGAAACCAGGUCACUGUGUCCUUAGCUCAUAAUCCAUAGUAAUAAAAUUAAGUUUAUGCAUGAAUCAGGCAUGCCAAGGGGCUGAGGGAAAGGAGAACAACUAUGGGGUUUCUUUUUGGGAUGAUGGAAAUGUGGAAUUAGAAACUGGUGAUGACUUAACUGUGGGAAAUGAAC